Messenger RNA from Labeo rohita (rohu), 3080 nucleotides. RefSeq names its product forkhead box A3 (gene foxa3). Gene Ontology annotation, molecular function: RNA polymerase II cis-regulatory region sequence-specific DNA binding; transcription factor binding; DNA-binding transcription factor activity, RNA polymerase II-specific. The record is from RefSeq and is a predicted model, not a curated record. Lineage: Eukaryota; Metazoa; Chordata; Actinopteri; Cypriniformes; Cyprinidae. Bases 348 to 1655 code for a protein of 435 amino acids. Gene Ontology annotation, biological process: anatomical structure morphogenesis; regulation of transcription by RNA polymerase II; cell differentiation. The transcript is spliced from 2 exons.
UUACUCACCACAGAGACCUGACGCAGUCUCCACGACAGCUUCAACUUCUCAGGAUUACUUGAAAAUGUUUACUGGUGCUACCACGCAAAAAAACUGAGUAAACUAAGUUAACUAAUCAUGAGAAAACAACUCAUUGAUCCACGGGACUGAAGACAACAGAAGAGCCUAACUUUGUAAAACUUUUUGUAACAGUUCAUGCUGUAAAAUAACGUGGAAUUACAAAGUGUGUCGUUUUGUUGGACUUUUUUUUUUUUUUUAUUUUUUAAGAAAACAUCUAAAAAAAACUCAAAGGCAUUUUAAUACACGUUUAGUCUCCUGUCAGUAUCGCGUUACAACUUUAUUUGGGGAUGUUAAGCUCAGUGAAAAUGGAAUCUCACGAAAUUUCCGAAUGGAAUGCUUUCUACAGUGAGCCAAGUGAGAUGUAUUCCUCUCCGAGCGCCAUGAACUCUGUGAGCAGCUUGAAUAGCUACAUAAAUCUGAACUCUUGUUCCACAUCCAACAUGGGCUACCCCAGCGCAGGUCUCAACAGCAGCCCAUUGAGCAGCAUGGGUGGAGGCCCCAACCACAUGAGUCUGUCCCCUGUCGGCUCCUCUCUGAACCCCAGUUCUCUGACCCAGCUGGGCUCUUCUGCCUCCUCCCUGGGCCCCCUCUCGCAUUACCAAAGCAUGGGUCAACCAAUGUCCCAGAUCAGCUACCCCUCUCCUACCUCUCUCAACAGGACUAAGGAGAUGCCAAAGCCUUACCGUCGCUCGCUGACCCACGCCAAGCCACCGUACUCCUACAUAUCCCUCAUCACGAUGGCCAUCCAGCAGUCCAGCAGCAAAAUGCUAACUUUGAACGAAAUCUACCAGUGGAUCAUGGAUCUGUUCCCGUACUACCGCGAGAACCAGCAGCGCUGGCAGAACUCCAUCCGCCACUCUCUGUCCUUCAACGACUGCUUCGUCAAAGUGGCGCGUUCCCCCGACAAGCCGGGCAAGGGCUCCUACUGGGCGCUUCAUCCCAAUUCUGGGAACAUGUUCGAGAACGGCUGCUACCUGCGUCGCCAGAAGCGCUUCAAGAUCGAGGAUAAAUCUGGGAAAAAGAACUCGGCGAAGUCUCAGGAGGGCGGCAGCAGCAAGGGCAGCCACAGCGGUGAGGGGAUUCAAGAGGAGCACAGUCCCGCCACGGGCUCCGAAGGUGCCGACUCUGCCCAUUCCGACAGCUCCCAUGCAUCGGAAGAGCAGCAGAGGAGCCUGGUGCAGCUGGAUUGCCCAUCUCAAGCCCCCAACCUUUCACACGGCUCGCCAGUGCCAAUUCCAUCUUCGGUGUCCUCCUCCAUGCCCCCGUCCAGCUCGCACCUGCAUUCUCAGGGAAUGGGCGGCAGCUCUCACCUCUUGGCCAGCCCGAUGCAGCACCUGGAUCUGCAGAACGACCCACUGAAGUCCAUGGACCCCCACUACAACUUCAACCAUCCGUUCUCCAUCACCAACCUCAUGUCCAACGAGCAGAAGAUGGACCUCAAGUCGUACCAGGACCAGGUGAUGGCUUACAACAGCUACACCACAACUUCUCCAGUGGCCACCAAACAGAUCUAUGACAGUGCAGGCCCGUCCGCCAUUGACUCUGGGGCCUACUACCAGACCCUCUACAGCAGGUCUGUCCUCAAUGCAUCCUAAUGUGUUUACCAGCCAUCUGAACUCUACAGACUCUUAAUUGCAGGACUCUCCAACACAGAGCUUGCUUUGCCAUUGAUAACUAAGCUUUGGUUCCUUAACUCAUAAAAAUAAAAAAGGCUUUCACAGUGAUGCCAAAGAAGAACCGUUUUUGGUUGCUCAGAGAACCUUUCAGUGAACACUUCUUAGAAGAACCAUAUUUCUCAGUGUGAAGAAACAUCUUGAUGAUAAAGGUUCUUCAUGGAUCCAUGCCAAAAAUAGCCUUAAGUUUUAAGAGUGUGUGAGAAAAGUGCUUUCAUCAGAACCAAAGAAUGAGUUCCAAUGCUUUUUUUCCCCAAAAACUAAUUUAAUUAACAUAUAUUCAGGAACUAAACCUUUUGGUUUUGGAUGUAACACAGAAGAUGUAUACAAAAUGAUGCCACGUGUAUAUACCGUUUUGGGGAAGCAGGAGUCAGGCAUUUAUUUAUGAAGGGAAGAAUUUAAUAUAUCUUGUAUGAUUUUGUGUUGUGAAGUUACGUUAACAAUGUGAUAAUAAGAGGACGUCUGCGUGAUUGCGGAAGCGUUUGAGUUCAGGUUACUGCUGUGAGCAGGUGUUACUGUGUUACAGGGAAACUCUCCUGUUUUGUGUUACAGCACAACGCAUGUUCAGUUGGAGUGCACUAACAUACAGUGUACGUGUAUGGAGAGUGUGUAUCGUUAUGCUUGUCCUUUGAAGAAGCUGAAGAAAUUACUUUUUUACACUUGGCCAUGAAGUCAUUUUGUAUAUUCUGAAGAAUUUUUUUGUGUUAAGUAUAUAGAGAGAUAGAAGUUUGACAAAGACGGAUAAAACUGUGGUAAAUCCAACUGUUUGUUUUACAGACUUCCCUUUUUAGAAAUACUGGCAAUAACAUUCACGAGCUUUCGCUGUUAUUCCAGCGCGCCUCGUGGUCUGCUCAGCUCAGCUUAGGCUGUUAGUAAGAUCAGCAGACAAUGCACUAAGGGCCAUUUCCAUACAAUACUUGCACUAGUGACCUCUCUGUUCUUCACUGCUGGGGAGGGGUGAGAUCGUUUUGUUACAACAAUGCUUUGUAACUACCUUUUUAUCAGAAAAUUAUACAGACCCUGUUGAAAUUGCCAUGAUGUAUUUUUGUAAGAUCUCGUCAUUUAAAAUCUCCUUCAGAGAUUUCAAAGCAGUUUUAAUAAUAAAAACUUUAUCUCAAGCCAUCAUGUCAUAAACAAAUUUCUUGCAAGUCUUUUUGGAAUUUGUAAGAAAGCAGGUCAGAAUUCAUGUUCUUGUACUGUUUAGUUAUAUUUAAACCCAGCUUUUUGGCCAUUGGGCUUAGAAGAUAAGUGUCUUAAUAUAUAUAUAUUGCUUUAUUUGGUUGAUCGUUUCAUGGUAUGUUAUUAAAGUUUGUUAUGUUCUUUUCUUAUUAAAAAAAACUUCUCACA